AUGCGGCUACUCCUCCUGCAAAUAUACCCGUUACUGUUCUUCUCGACGGGGAUCGAUGCAACGGGGAUCGGUAAGGCAUGGCAGGUCCUCCCGUACGGGACCGAUUACUGGAACCACCCAUCGUGGCCACGGUUAGACUCUUCCGCGUUCGAAGUUCGUAGCGUGAGCGGUGUUGGUCGUCUGGAUUCACCGGAAAACGCUCGAACGGGUCUAAAAUCUUUGUUACCCGCCGACCAACCGGACGAUCGAUUCGAACGAAUCACGGAAACGUCCCACGAUCGAUACGGGACUCGUGACGGAACGAACGACGCGGAGAGCAACGACAGAAUCUUCAAAACGGGGCUCAUGAUGACCCUGUUGCGAACAGCAGACGACACAGGGGAGAUCAUCGAUAAUACGGGGGAAGGUGUUUCGAGGGUUCGUCGGGACGCGGACAACGAGACGAAAAUGGAACAGAUCACAAGCACAAAGAACGUUCGAGAGGUUCGCCUCAGUUCACCGGAGACAUGGUCCUCUCAGCCGUUGUCCGUCGAGUUUCCUCAUCGCAGCGGUGUGGACCAGAUGAUCCAGCAGACCGUGGACGACGAGGACAUGCCGAACGCGAGAAGUUACCACGCACCGCGGGCUGACUUCGUCACCAGUCAUCACAGAAGAAGUUACGAUCAAAGGGAAGCCAGAGAUAUGCCUGUGACCAGAGGAUACGACGAGUACGACUUCCCGUGGUACAGGAACGCUCUGAGAGAACGGGAGUACGAUCCACCUAGCUAUCGUCGCGGAUACAGCUACUACUACCCAGAUCGUUACAGAAUGGAGAGGGACUACUAUAUGCGUCUGCCUCAGGAUUACUCGUACUACUACGACAGGUACAGAGACGAGGAUCUGGACCUUUACGGACGAAGCAGACCGACGCCCAAACCGAAGAGGAUCAUCUACUACGCGACCCUUCCGGAAAUCGUCCGUAAGCCUGUCGAUCUCAGAAACUAUCCCAGGGGCUUCGACACGACGAGAACACCGGUGUCGAGGGACGGGACUUACAAACGUAUCCCCGGGAACGUGGAUCCCAGCAGGUAUCGGUACAGACACCUGUACGAUGGCUAUGACUCGUACUCCAAGAGAUCGAGCUUCGAUCGACCUUACACUUACCCCGACGAGGAGGGUCGUCGCAAGGUGACGCUCGAGAGCAUACGGAACAACGAGCCGUUCGAUCAGAACAAUGACAGAAAGCUGGCUAGUCAGGUGUCGAUUAGGAACGAAGGAAAACUUCCCUGGCCGGUGCAGAUCGGGACGGAGGUCAGCGUUAAAGAUGACGAUAGGAUCCCUGGCAGGAAGAUCUUCGGCGAUGGCAACGGCUACGAGAGAUUUCAGAGCGCGCAGCUGCAGAAGGCGCCGGAUGCUACUGGAUCUAGCGAACUGCAAAGCGACAAUUGA
Molecule: messenger RNA, 1428 nt
Organism: Dufourea novaeangliae
Lineage: Eukaryota; Metazoa; Arthropoda; Insecta; Hymenoptera; Halictidae
Exons: 1
Coding region: 1-1428 (475 amino acids)
Source: RefSeq, a predicted model, not a curated record